This is a messenger RNA of Ctenopharyngodon idella (grass carp), 3338 nucleotides long. It is a transcript of the gene aqp1a.2, whose product is annotated as aquaporin 1a (Colton blood group), tandem duplicate 2. Bases 48 to 884 code for a protein of 278 amino acids. NCBI's taxonomy places the organism in Eukaryota, Metazoa, Chordata, Actinopteri, Cypriniformes, Xenocyprididae. The transcript is spliced from 5 exons. Gene Ontology annotation, molecular function: glycerol transmembrane transporter activity; carbon dioxide transmembrane transporter activity; water channel activity. Gene Ontology annotation, biological process: renal water transport; hyperosmotic response; carbon dioxide transmembrane transport. The record is from RefSeq and is a predicted model, not a curated record. Gene Ontology annotation, cellular component: membrane.
GCAUUGUCAUUUACCAGCUAAAAGGCAGAAGAGGAACGAUUCUUGUAAUGGCACGAGAGCUUAAAAGUUGGUCUUUUUGGCGGGCAGUAUUGGCCGAGUUUGUUGGGAUGACCAUUUUUGUUUUUAUUGGUAUAGCCUCUGCCAUUGGAAACAAGCAUAACAGAUAUCCCGACCAAGAGGUUAAAGUAGCUUUAGCUUUUGGUCUGGCGAUUGCCACACUGGCUCAGAGUUUGGGGCAUAUCAGUGGAGCCCACUUGAACCCAGCUAUUACUUUAGGACUUUUGGUUAGCUGUCAGAUCAGUUUUUUCAGGGCCUUCAUGUAUAUCGUUGCACAGAUGUUGGGAGCUGUGCUGGCAAGUGGCAUUAUGUUCAAAGUCAGCCCUGACCCUGAAACAACACUGGGACUCAAUAUGCUGGGUAAAGGUGUGACAGCAGGACAGGGAUUUGCAAUUGAGCUUUUUGCAACCUUUCAGCUGGUACUCUGUGUCUUGGCCACAACAGAUAAACAUCGGACUGAUGUCACAGGCUCUGCACCCCUAGCCAUCGGACUAUCAGUUGGUUUAGGGCACCUGGUAGCAAUCAGUUACACUGGGUGCGGUAUCAACCCUGCUCGAUCUUUUGGACCAGCCAUCAUUCUUGAAGCCUUUAAAAACCACUGGAUAUACUGGAUUGCACCCAUGAUCGGUGGGGUGGCUGCUGCUCUUGUGUAUGACUUCGUGCUCUACCCAAAAAAGGAAGCGUUUGGCAAGCGUAUGAAUGUUCUAAAGGGCACAGCUGAUCCGGAGACCUCGGCGACAGAACCCCUAAUCGAACCGCGAAUCCCCAGAUCUGGUUCUGUUGUCAUGAUAGUUCCCUUGAGUCCCUUGAUUGUCCUGAGCAGUUAAAGAUGUCCUCUUGGUUUGGUUUUCCAGCAUCUUCUGCAUGUUUGAACCUUUUCCAACAGAAGACAAAAUAAGUACAACUUACUCUGAUCAUCCUGUUAAGUAUCCCUCUUUAUUUAAAAAUAACAUUUAACAUUUUGCGGAUUCUUAUGACCACAACUGUAUAAGGUGAGGUCGUUUAGAUCUGUUCUUCUAUCUCUUAGAUGCAUAAUGGGUUCAUGACACUCCUCUCUCUCAGACAUUGCAGCAUUAUAAUAUUUAGAAUCUUUUAAAAAAUCUUUUAAAAUCAUGUGAGCAUUCGUUUAACGUGGCAUUUUACAAAUUAGACAAGAACCACAUUAUGUCAAGUUUUUGUGGCACUAGCAUAUCAAAAUAGCAAAACCGGUUUCCCUAACACUAUCCCCAUUUGCCGCUGAUUGGACAGAUGGUCCAACAGGCAAUAGCGUUAGACAAUGUUGUUAUGUCGGCCUAGCUAGGAUGAUCAAACAAACUCUGCAAAGCUUCGAAGGAGUCAAAGUCCCACAGUUUCAACACAUUUCAAAAGACUCGCCUUAUGAAUGGCUUACCUCCAGCUGUCUCUAGAUAUUAAGCUGGGAUAGAGGAAAGUGUUAUAACAUUGAAAGAAUUAUACACUUCAUCUUUAAGCAUUUGCGAAUCUAUAGCAAUAUGCUCAACAUUAUACUGAGAGGUUUAUGAGAACACUUCUGCAAAGCAGUUAACAAGUAAAACCAAACCGACCUGAUGUCAACUUCUGUAUCACCUCCAGUUUAACUGAUGGUAAAGUUGUCACACAAGUCAGCAAUUUGUUGACUGCCACAAAUUACAUAGAAUUUAACAAAACCGUUUGUUGGACAAUGUCACGACCUGAAUGUCUCAGGCUGUUAGAUCGGUACUAACUGUUAACAUAAUUGACAAUAAUAUAUCCUCUAGUACAUUUUGAAAGGAAUGAUUUUGUUUCCUUUUUGGCGCAGUCAGAGGUAUUGUAUGCAUGGAUCUGCUCACAUAGGCAUAUAUCAUUUUUAAUGAGCACUGCAACAAACCGUGUUAGGUAUCUACAAUAAAUCUUCUUUAGGGAGAGCUUUUCGCUCAUGAGAAAUAAUCAUAAAUGUUUAGCAUCUAUUUUAACACCACUAAAAAACAAGAAGCAAUCUCAAAAUGCAUCAGUGUGGAUCUGCAUUGGAGGGUUGCAAAGAAUUUAAGAGGCAUGCCUAAAAUUCUUUGUCAGCAUUCAAAUUGUAAUCAUAACUUUAGGCUCAGUUUCAUUGGAAAACUAUCAUUUCAUUGGAUUUAUGUUUUUCCAUAUUGACAGAAUUGUUCAUAAAACAUACAAUUCUUACGUAAUGUGUCAUAGAAUGCAAAUAAUUGUUAAAACCAUUCAUAAAUUGUCACAAAAAAAUUAUAAAUUGUUUGUAAAACGAUUCUUGUGAUAAUUUACAAAAUAAUGUUUCAAUGAAUACUUUACAUGUUCUGUUUGUGUUUCAUGAAUAACACCCUUUGUGGGAAUAACUUUGAAUCGCUUGUUUUCCAUCCAUCCAUCCAUUUUCCAAACCAUUUGUCCUCUUGCAGGGAUGCUGGAGCCUAUCCAGUCAUCUCAAAAACCAUGCAGCAAUAAUGGGAACUGAAUUUAAUAAUAUUAAAUUUAAUAAUAAUAAUAGUCAUUCUACAACUGAAGAAAAUUUGUAAAACAAAUGUGUUAUGAAAAUUUGCUGGCUUAAGAGCUUUUAACUUCCCCUGCGAUCUAAACACAUGCAGAGAGAAAAGAGUUUAUACUGGUGGCUUUGCUGAGGGUGGAGUGACACUUUUGAACAACAUUUAUCAAGUGACAGAACUGCAACACCCAAAAGUUCAGUUAUCAGUUUCCUCACAUUGUGCUGAUGAGGCAUAAACAAGUACAUACUGUAGAUCUCCUCAAACCCACUUGCAUUGCUAGACAAUAGCGAAAUGCAAAACAAAUUCAAGGAGUCUCGGGGGGACUGAGUCCAGGGAGUGAAUUCCAAGGGGGGACAAGUUCAAGUUCAAAAUGUAGAGGAUUUCCAACUUUCAUCCAUGUAAUACCAUCCAAAUGUCACGCAAAUUUCAUGCAUAAAUAUAGUGGGAAUCUGUGGUUUAAAAAUGUAAAAUAUGUCCCCAACUAGGGUCCCCCCAGUGAAUCUCAAGCAUUUCCACCACUGCCUACCACUAACCCUAAAGGUGUCUUGAACAAUGUGAGCUGCAUGAGCCGUGAUCUAUGGGAUAGAAGAAUGGGAUUGGAAAAGGGUGGAUUUGAACUCAGGAUGAUUGUCUAAACAUCUAACCUAUUUCCUCCAUCUUUACUCUUUACACCACUAGUAACAGACAUUCCUUUCUUGUUUUGUUGCCAAGAGUGUAAUUUCAAGUUUAUUUUUUUUAUUUUUAUAUAUAUAUAUUUUUUUUUACAGAAAUACAAUAAAAAUGCAUAAAAAAAAUUCGGACUUGUCA